Messenger RNA from Cladocopium goreaui, 522 nucleotides. Lineage: Eukaryota; Dinophyceae; Suessiales; Symbiodiniaceae. The record is from the annotation of a GenBank genome assembly.
AUGGCCAUGAAUCUUGGUAACCUUUUGUCCUAUGCGAGCUGCGUCACUUCGCUGGUCACGGUGGUGAUUGGCUUCAUCUAUGCCUACUGGCACUUCCCACCCAUGUCGUUGCUCUGGUCGACUUGCGGGUGGCAGGACCCCGAUGAGUACACCUACUGGGUGGAUUGCAAUUCCAAGUGGGCCGAGGGCUGGGGCAUUUUUGGCGCCCUCACGUGGAUUCCUUUGAUCUUCGGGGCGAUCGGAACCAUGAUGGUUAAUCCCAUGGUCUUGGAGGUCGUAGGCUUCCCUCGAAACUUCCUCCAGCAUGGCUUUUUCCUGAUCCUGCAGGGCAUGAUGGCCAACAUUGGCUUCUGUGGCAAGCUUGGUGUCGUCACGGGAUUUGCCAGCCUUGCCGUUGGCUUCAUUGACAUCAUUGCCAGCGCCUUCCACAUCAAGAGCGAUCGAAUGAAGGACCUGCAACGCCUCAAGGACCCCACGGGCUAUGAGACACACGAGGAUGAGGACGACGAUGAAAGUGAGUGA